AUGGUAAACACAAGUUAUGUAAGCAGCUUGCCAUUCUGUGGUUCCAAUGUCAUCCACCACUUCUUCUGUGACAGCCCUCCACUUUUUAAGCUCUCAUGUUCUGACACACGGCUAAAUGAAAGCAUCUUUUCCACUUUUGCUGGUGUGAAUAUGAUCGGGGCUCUGCUGGUCAUCCUCACCUCCUAUUCUUACGUUCUCUUCUCCAUCUUUCGCAUGCAUUCAGGGGAGGGGAGGCGCAAAGCGGUCUCGACGUGUGCCUCUCACCUGACAGCUAUAACUCUGUUCUAUUCCACUGCCAUCUAUACUUAUCUGAGACCCAGUUCCAGCUACUCCCUAAGUCAGGACAAAGUGGCUUCUGUGUUCUACACAGUGGUGAUCCCCAUGUUAAAUCCUCUGAUCUACAGCCUCAGGAAUAAGGAAGUAAAAGCGGCUUUUUGGGAUGUAAUUACCAGGAAAAGGAUUUCUUCAUUUCUGUGA
This is a messenger RNA of Pteropus alecto (black flying fox), 477 nucleotides long. Its product is annotated as olfactory receptor 5F1. The transcript has a single exon. Gene Ontology annotation, cellular component: membrane. The record is from RefSeq and is a predicted model, not a curated record. Gene Ontology annotation, molecular function: olfactory receptor activity; odorant binding. Lineage: Eukaryota; Metazoa; Chordata; Mammalia; Chiroptera; Pteropodidae. Gene Ontology annotation, biological process: G protein-coupled receptor signaling pathway; sensory perception of smell. The coding region runs from base 1 to 477 and encodes 158 amino acids.